GCCGAAUUUUGGAAUUAUGGAAAUGGGAUGAAGUGACGGGACACGAUGGCUUCUUGGACACUUUCAUCACACUAGUUGAUCAAAAUUCUCACAUCCCCAAAAGUUUGGUUUUCCAACAUCUCGAAUGGGCCGAUAACAUACCGGAUAUCGAGCUCAGUUUGUUGUCGCCUGGUUUCGCAUAUCGGACGGCCGUUCAGGUGAGCGAGUCAUUGCACACGUUUCCCAGCCAACGAACGUCGAGAUGCUGUUGAGGCUCGUCCCCAGGGGCACGGUCGGGUUGUUCCCCGGAAUCUCUCCACCAUCAUCUCAACGGGCAUCCCUUGCUUUGAGGGGAACGACGACGACUUACACGCCCAACCUCAAACACCAAGUCCAAUACAGCACUUUCAAAGACAACAGCGGAAAUCCAGUAAAGCCUCUCCCGAGGACAGUCAAAUGUCUCUCGGUCGUCGUAAACCCCGAGGCCUGGGAUGACUAUCUUUCUGGAGGCCCGGGAGAAAUAUACAAGAAGCGAAUGAAUCCACGAAACCCACGUGUCUUCAUCAGCCCCGCUAUACGCCAUUUCUACCAAAGCAUCCUCUCUCAUGGACCAGAGGUUCGAGCGGACUGCCUAGUCAUUCUCGCUUCUUUGCGUUACUUCCAGGAAGUUCAAUGCGCUCAUACCUUUUUGUUCAACACGGUAAAUGAACUGUUUACGCGUACAGAAGUAGGACCCUUGAAGCAUUCCGAGGUACUCAAAGACAAGUUGAACGUCGUCACUGCCGUAGUAGACAAGAUCCCGUUAUGGCAAGUGCCCGGCUAUGCUCCCAACGCCACCCUGGCUUCAGAAGGGUUCAGUAUCCUCUGUGGACAGAGCGAACACCUUUUGCCUGGUCUGUGGGACAACUCAGACUUCUCAUGGAGCAACAUGAGGAAUGAAACCGACCCUCUCUUCCACGAGCGAAUGUACCGCCGUCUUCCAGUUGCUCCCAAGGGAAACGCCAAGGUUGAGAAGCCGAUGCCCUAUUCCUCUGGACCACCUCCCGUCCUCGAGUUUCGCAUCAACCCCCUGCGCGGCGACAACCGGCCUGUACAAGUCACCCUCCCGCUCGCCAACACUAGUUAUGCUACUUCUACCGCAGCCCAACAACGUGGCACGACACCCCACAUAUUGGAGGUCUCGGCUUGGGCGCGGUCACCGGAGAAGCAGAAGCUGCGUCCCAUACACGUGGAGGCAAAUACCCGGACUCAUCUCACCAUUCAAACGACAUCCUUGAAGCAGCCCUGGCUAAGUGAGACUUGGUUCCAGCUCCUUCCCAUCACAUCUCCGCGCAAGAUCGUCAGCGGUUUGGGAAACAUUCUCAAGCAGGUUGAGAUUGACGGCGAGAGCGCCCCGGCUAGCAAGGAGCUCGAGGAUGUGAUCCCGAAGCUGCUUUCCAUGAGAGCCAGCAGCCAGAGACCAGUUGAGAACACGUCGGAUAGCCACGCUGUUAAGGUCUGGGCUCUCAUCAUCCCGGAUGAGGUGUACCAGAAAUAUGCAAGGUUGCAGCCUCUUUUUAAUCUCAGCAUGCAGUUUCCGCCUGUUUUUGAUCUCUCCAAGCAGUCUCCGCCUGUUUUUGAUCUCUCCAUGCAGUUUCCGCCUCCUUUCGAUCUCGAAUCAGCCACUACUGCGGACGAAAAGAGAUUGGCUGGAAGGUGCAGUAAGGCUCUCCAGGGCCUAUUGGUAGCCGGAUGUCAUAUCCGGGAAAUCUUAAGCGGCGGCGGGGGCUGGGGCGCAAAACAAGGUCUCCUCUCUCUCGACCCUCAGGACCGAGACAAUCGCCGCAAAAAGCCCACGAACAGCAGCAAAGACAGCGAGAACAACGAAGCCGAGGAAGACGACGACGACGACAUGGAAGGCCUCGAACGCUUCCUCCGCACCCUCCGCGGCGAGCAAAACGUGGGCGACAUCGCCUCACCCGGUUCCUGGGUCCAAUUCUUCGUCGCGCCCGCCCACCUCGAGCGGCUGCCCUGGGAUCCCGCCAACUCCAGGAGUGUCGUCAAGAACCGUAGGCCGGCAGAGAAGCUGACUUUGGGCAUCGCGGAUGCGGUCGAUGAGUAUGUUCCCACAUGGGACCCAGACUUCACGGAGAACAAGGACAGCGACAGGUACAAGUACCACUGGCGGGAUCCGAACGGCGUGGAGAUCUUCACGAACCAGUUUGGUGCGCUUGCGAAUGGGAGUUUGUGGUUUGAUUUCAAGAAGCCGAGGGAGUUGACGGCGACAAACACAGCGACAGCGACGGAGACAGUGACAACAGAGACAGGGACAGCGACAGGAGCAGAGACUGCGACGGCGACAGCGACAGAGACAACAACAGAGACAACGGAAAACAGCACAACGGACAACAGCACGAAUGAUAUCGGUGUCAACAAACAAGAAGAAGAGGAUCUGUGGAAAGAUUUGGAGGCGGAUUCGGAGAGAAAGAUUACGGUUCCGGAAUUUAAUCUUCGAGCGGACAUUGACAACCCGCUGUAUGUGGAGAAGGUGAAAGAACCUGGUGAGGAGGAUCAGCAACAGCGAUGGCAACAGCCAAAGGAAAAAGUAAAGCUGUCUGGAAUAAUAAGGAAGAUAUAUAGGUGAAAGGGUAUAAGUAACAGCACUCCUACAUACUUAAGGUGCUAAGGUGUAAAGGAAAGAGAUGUGCGAGUUAGGUUAGACAUGAGAUUCUCUAGAUAGUCGCAAGACGAGAGAGAGCAUUACAUACAAUUACAGCCAAAUCGAUGGCCCUCUAGG
Neurospora tetraspora is the source of this 2755-nucleotide messenger RNA. RefSeq lists its product as uncharacterized. The transcript has 3 exons. The record is from RefSeq and is a predicted model, not a curated record. NCBI's taxonomy places the organism in Eukaryota, Fungi, Ascomycota, Sordariomycetes, Sordariales, Sordariaceae. The coding region runs from base 242 to 2602 and encodes 786 amino acids.